GCGCUGCACGGCGCUGGCUAGGGACGUCGUGCACAGCAAUCGACCUGACGCCGUCCAUCCUUGGGGGAGAGCGCGCGAGUCAAGCAAGACGAACGCAGGCAAACUGACCUCGACACGCAGCCCUCGUCGGCCCGGCUUCACGUCAUGCGGUCGCGCGUCGCUGCUUCGGGUCCCGACGCGCCAGCCAACGUCUCUUCGUCUCCCACCACCAUGAAGACGUCCUCCUCGUGGGGGCUGCUGCGCUCGUGUGCAGCAAUAGCACCCGUCGUCAUACUCGCGGCCUUCCUGGCCAAGACACAUCAUGGAGCUCUGCCUGAGCCUGUAACGAACUUAACGAACCCCGACACCGGACUCCCACAAAUAUCGGAGGCGCGCAUCCUCGACGUCGCGAGGACGCUCUCGGAGGACAUCGGCUACCGCAGCGUCGGCACGGAAGAGCAUGCGCAGGGCGACGCCUGGAUGGUCGACCAGGCGCGCGCCUUCAAGGAAGAGUGCGACGCGCUGGUCCAGUCGCAGGGCCGCGCCCUCGAAUGCGAGGUCUGGCACCAGACCGGCGAUGGCAGCCAUAGGUUCGACAUUAUGGGCCACCGAGUGUACAAGACGUACCGCGGGCUGUCGAACAUCAUUGUCCGGGUGUCUAAUGGCACGGCCGCGAGCAAGGAACAUGCCGUGCUCGUCAACUCUCAUCUGGAUAGUACGCUGCCUAGCCCGGGUGCGGCGGAUGAUGCGCUCGCGGUUGGCGUGAUGCUUGAGUGCAUGCGCGUACUUUUGCAUACCCCUGGCUGGGAGCCUGCGCAUGCUAUCAUCUUCUUGUUCAACAACGCAGAAGAGUCCUUGCAAGAUGGCUCACAUCUGUAUUCAACGCAGCAUGAGACGCGCGACACUGUUCGCGCAGUCAUCAACCUCGAAGCUGCAGGAACGACCGGGCGCGAGAUCCUUUUCCAAGCGACCUCUGAGCAGAUGAUCGAGGCCUACUCGCACGUCCCGAGGCCGUUCGGUACGGUCUUCGCGAACGACAUCUUCAGCUCGGGCAUCAUUCUCUCGGACACGGACUUUGGCCAGUUCGAGAAGUAUCUGGGAGUCACUGGUCUGGAUAUGGCCGUCAUCGGCAACAGCUACCUCUACCAUAUGCGCAACGAUCUCAUCGCCUACAUCCAACCCGGCGUGGCACAGAACAUGGGCGAAAAUGCGCUGGCUCUGUUGCACUACCUUGCGUCCUCCGAGUCGCCUAUCACGACCCUCCCGGAGCACCCGCCGCGCCCGACGACGGUGUAUUUCUCGCAUCUGGGGCGCUUUUGGAUGUACUCGUUCACGACGGCGAAGAUCAUGUACUCCACCUUGCUGCUUGUCACGAUUCUCGCUGUCAGAAGCCAGACCCGCUCCUUCCUCGCCCUCCAAGCCCGCGGCUGCCUCGCCGUCGUUUCCGCCAUGCUCGGCGCUCUCAUCGGACCGACCCUCGUCGCCUUCACCAUGCGGCUCGUUCUGAACCGCGGCCUCAGCUGGUUCGCCAACGAGUACUCGCCGAUCCUCCUAUACGGGCCAGCCGCCUUCUUGGGCGCCUUGGUCUCGCAGAAAUUUGUGCCUACUUUAGGUGCCGAUGCCGAGCAUACGCUGUUUGGCUCGGUCGCGCUGCUGCAGGGCGUGGCGGCGUUGGGGAUCCAGCUUUUGGGCGUGGGCUCGGGCGCGUUGUUCUUUUUGACAGGGUUGCCGUUGUUGAUGGGGUAUGUGGCGAAUGCGGUGGUGUUUGGCAAGUACAUCUCGCUCCUCACCUACGCAUGGGGCGCCGCCUUCACCGUCUACACCGGCACGCUCCUCAUCAUGCCUACCCUCGAGGUCUUCGUGCCGCUCACCGGACGCAUGGGCCAUGACGCCCCUGCGGAUAAUGUCAUCGCAGUCAUUGUCGGCACGCUCACGGCCUACGCGUCCGCUCUCGUCCUACCCUUCGUCUAUAGGUUCGAGGAGUCGGCGGGUCCAAAGCGCUCUACUGGCUUUUUAAGACGCGCGAGGGUAUUUGCGGCGCUUGCGACGGUGGUGUCGGUGGCGUACUUUGCGGCGCGCUCGCCGUUUGAUGCGACGCAUCAGAAGCGGGUGUUUAUGAUCCAUAUGGAGAAUGUCACCAGCGGGGAGCACAAGCUGCACAUCGGUGGAUUCGACCCCGCACCCGACCUUGAGAUCCUCGCAAGGGAUAUCGCGACCGCGCUCCCCGCCGCCGCGCCCGAAACCGUCGCUAGCGAUGCGGUCGUCGCCGAAGACAACCAAGCAAAAGACCUGGUCGGCGAUGUGCUCCCCCUCCCCGGAUUGCUGUCAGAGACGUUCGGCGCCGUUGACAUGACGCCGUACAAUAGCGACUGGAACUCGAUUUAUCCAGUCUCUGCCUUCCUGUCGCCGUACGCUGUGACUAUGGACGUGGCGGAGGGGUAUGUGUCGCCGUGGGUGAAGGAGGAUGCGCCGGUGUUCUAUGCGAGGGCGGUUCGGGAUGAGCGCGAUGAAGAGGCGGGGACAAGGGCUUUGACGUUGGAGAUGUACCAUCCUGGGCUUAUUUGGAGUGUCAUCGCAUUCGACGCCGAGGUCUUAUCAUGGGACCUAGACAAUGACCCACCCGCUGGGCGGACUCGCCACCACAUCAAGGAGGCCUCGUUCCACGGUGUCGACAAAUGGGAGGUUGAACUUGUCGUGCGCGACGAAGGAGAUAUAAUAAUUGACUACGUCGGCAUCCAGGAGGAUGGCAUCUGGCCGGCACGAAAAGCACGGUUCGAGGCCAAGGGAGGAGCAGAUUCGCCUCUGCCGCUGCGGAUGUUCGACGCCUUGGAUGCGUACAUCAUCGAGCGAACAGCAGGAGCAGUAGACGCGAUGUUCCUGGGCUGCGUCUCGGCGACGUUUGCCGUAUGAUCUAACCGCUGUAGUAGCGGUACAAAUAGAAAUGACUACGCAGACAUGGACCCACAAGCUGCAUCUCACGUGUCC
Messenger RNA from Schizophyllum commune H4-8, 2964 nucleotides. RefSeq lists its product as uncharacterized. The record is from RefSeq and is a predicted model, not a curated record. The transcript is spliced from 14 exons. Gene Ontology annotation, molecular function: metalloexopeptidase activity. Gene Ontology annotation, biological process: proteolysis. Lineage: Eukaryota; Fungi; Basidiomycota; Agaricomycetes; Agaricales; Schizophyllaceae. The coding region runs from base 211 to 2889 and encodes 892 amino acids.